UCUGCUGUCUUCUUAUUGCGUAUUUUUGAUUGAUUCGAAAGCAGGGCAAAUAGCAGCCGAUGUCUUUUAUCAAUGUACGAUAAUAUUUGCGAUGUGUAGUGGUUUGAUUUUACAUGGAAAACGCGAAUACAAUAUGAAAGAGGUUUGGAUAGCUACGCCAAACAGGUUAGCUGUACGCAAUGGAGAGGAGAAAUCCAAAAUCCACUGUCAUCUACAUCAUAAGGACAUGAGUUGUCGCAAUCAUUUGUGGAUUGGUAUUCGUAACUAUUUUUUGACUGGCUUGGCUUUGGAUUUCGCAGCGAUCUUUAAAAGGGCGUCGACUCAACCGCCUUCACCAGAUCUGUGGAGCAAAUUGAAACAUUUUCAAUUGUUUUCAGCUCCGUUAGCUUGCCUGUAUAUUGCUCUAUACCGGUCAAUCCAUUGCUGUUUGAAUCAUUUCAAUAAUUUUUCGGAUCAAAUCAAUCAUGCUUUAGCUUCAUGUUGCGCUGGCCUAUGUUAUUUUCUCUAUCCGCAGCGGGCCCUAUUUUGUUUUGCGGUGUUACAAGCUGUUCAAACGUUGUGGCAACUCUUCAAAAUUGCAAAUUCAAAAACUACAAAUAAAUGCUUCAAAUUUUUCCUAAAUUUUUCCUAUCGAUUAAUUACGUAUCCUUUAACUCAGGCAUACAUGGCGCAUGUGUAUGUUAUGAAACCACAGCUUUGCAGUCCAUUUACUGUUAAAAUUUUAGAUAACACUACGAAUGGUCAGUAAGUAUAAAUACCU
Glossina fuscipes is the source of this 760-nucleotide messenger RNA. RefSeq lists its product as uncharacterized. NCBI's taxonomy places the organism in Eukaryota, Metazoa, Arthropoda, Insecta, Diptera, Glossinidae. The record is from RefSeq and is a predicted model, not a curated record. Bases 92 to 748 code for a protein of 218 amino acids. The transcript is spliced from 3 exons.